AUGUCAGCCCCGAGUGCGCGUCACUGGGAACAAAACAAAGAAGCCACAGUCUACGUCGGAAACCUCCAUGAGCGCAUCACACCCCGCAUUCUUCACGAGCUGAUGCUCAACGCCGGCCGAGUACGAAAUGUCAACAUGCCCGUCGAUCGCGUCAACGGCCAACACCAAGGGUUCGGUUUCGUAGAGUUCCACACGGAAGCAGAAGCAGAUUACGCGCCCAAGAUCAUGAACAACGUCGCGCUAUACGGAAGCCGGAUACGUGUUAACAAGGCGUCCGCAGAUAAGCAGAAGAAUGUCGAGAUCGGUGCAGAGCUGUUCAUUGGUAACCUUGAUCCUGGUGUAGACGAGAAGACGUUGUACGACACAUUCGGCCGCUUUGGACCGCUGGUGAAUGCGCCAAAGGUUGCGCGCGAUGACAUUACGCAAGCAUCCAAGGGAUACGGUUUCAUCUCCUACGGCGACUUCGAAUCCUCGGAUGCGGCAAUCGCGAGCAUGCACAACCAGUACAUCAUGAGCAAGCAGAUCACAGUUCAAUACGCAUACAAGAAAGAUGGAAAGGGCGAGCGGCACGGAGACGAAGCGGAGCGUAUGCUCGCGAAACAGGCCAAAGCCCACGGAGUUGCGCCUGCUGUGCAACCUCUGCCAGCACAUCUUUUCCAACUUCCUCCAGGUGCUGCACCGAGUGGUCCAGCUAUGGGCGUAGAUGGACGUGGCAUGCCUGGCGCACCAAGCGGACCUGGAGCAGGAUAUGGACCUCCUGGUGGACCUCCUGGUUAUGCUCCCAACGGCCCCGGAGGCUACGGCCGACCUCCUUCCGCAGCCCCGGUCGGCCAUCCAGGUCUUCCGCCACCCCCAUCUGGCUUGCCUGCUCGCCCACCAAGCGGCGCUCCGACGAACUUCUUCCCUCCUCCGCCCGGGUUCAACGGCCCACCGCCAGCGUUUGGCGGUCCGCCAGGUUUCGGAGGGCCUCCCGGCUACGCUCAGGCACCGAGGUAG
Messenger RNA from Alternaria rosae, 996 nucleotides. RefSeq lists its product as uncharacterized. The record is from RefSeq and is a predicted model, not a curated record. Lineage: Eukaryota; Fungi; Ascomycota; Dothideomycetes; Pleosporales; Pleosporaceae. Gene Ontology annotation, biological process: positive regulation of mRNA splicing, via spliceosome. Bases 1 to 996 code for a protein of 331 amino acids. Gene Ontology annotation, cellular component: nucleolus; U12-type spliceosomal complex. The transcript has 2 exons. Gene Ontology annotation, molecular function: RNA binding.